Caenorhabditis remanei is the source of this 966-nucleotide messenger RNA. RefSeq lists its product as uncharacterized. Gene Ontology annotation, molecular function: G protein-coupled olfactory receptor activity. The coding region runs from base 1 to 966 and encodes 321 amino acids. Gene Ontology annotation, biological process: olfactory behavior; G protein-coupled receptor signaling pathway. The transcript has 4 exons. The record is from RefSeq and is a predicted model, not a curated record. NCBI's taxonomy places the organism in Eukaryota, Metazoa, Nematoda, Chromadorea, Rhabditida, Rhabditidae.
AUGUUGAUUCGAGUCUUCACUCAUUUCCCCGUUGUCAUCAAUUGGAUUGCCUUCUUCUUGGCUCUUCUACUGAAUAACUUCCUGGCAUACUGUAUUCGGUCGUCAGAAACCAAACAUUUCGGAAAUUACGAAAAGAUGAUGUACGCCAAUAUGGCAAAUCUUUUGUUCUUCUCAACGUUGCAUACGUAUCUGCAUCCGAUCAUUUCCAUCGAGCGAAACGUUCUCUACGUCUUCACCCGACUGGACUACUUCCAGCUCCCAAAAUUAUCUAUCCGAAUCCUCAUGGCUCUCUAUGGAAUGUCAUACUGUAUGUCACUUGUUCUCUGCGCCGUCACCUUCAUCUACCGUUUUGAUCGGGUUUGCCACUCAACCCUCCAAUACUUCCAAACCCGCAAGCAAAUGCUUCUCUGGCUCUUCCUCGUUUUCUCCCUCGGACUCUAUUGGGGAUUCUGCAUCUUCCACUUCGCACAGGCCACUCCAUACGUUGACAAGAUAAUCGAGAAGCCUCUCGAGGAAGAUUUCGGAGUUGCAUUCGUUAACACCACCUAUGUUGCCGCUGUCUAUGAGAUCCAAAACGUGGAAACUGGGUUGACUGAAUGGAAUCAGAGUGGUCUUGUGAUGGGUGUCUCGUUUGGUACAAUCAUUGUCGGGUCGAUGGUUACAAUCUUUUUCUGUGUUGGCAGAGUUUGGAUGAAAGUGAAUACAUUUGUACACUCGCAGAUUUUUGAUAAGGUUCAGAAGGAAUUGUUCAAGGCGCAAUGUUUGCAGGCCCUCAUCCCCGUCGCUGUCAUUUUCAUCCCAAUUCUAUCCUUCCUGGCUCUCCCAAUGCUCAACAUUCAUGGAUACACUGGUCUCUCGUUUGUUUCCGUAUUCAUUGGCUUGUACCCAGUCAUCGACCCGAUUGCUUUGAUGUAUACGAUUACGGAGUACCGGGAACUGAUGUUUGAACUUUUUAUUUGCCGUUAA